Molecule: messenger RNA, 837 nt
Organism: Micromonas pusilla CCMP1545
Lineage: Eukaryota; Viridiplantae; Chlorophyta; Mamiellophyceae; Mamiellales; Mamiellaceae
Exons: 3
Coding region: 1-837 (278 amino acids)
Molecular function (GO): 4 iron, 4 sulfur cluster binding; oxidoreductase activity
Source: RefSeq, a predicted model, not a curated record
AUGAAGACGUCCUCAUCCCCCCGCCCGCCGCCCGCGCCGCGCGACAUCGAGGACCUGGGCGACGUCCGAGGCCGCGUGCACAGCGUCGACAGCUUCACCGCGGUGGACGGGCACGGCAUACGCGCGAUAGUGUUCCUGCAAGGGUGCGAGAAGCGCUGUGUUUUCUGUUGUAACCCAGACAGCUGGUCCGCGCGCUCGGGCGCGUCCAUGACGGCGAAGCAGGUCUUCACGCGGAUACAGAGGAACGCGCGGUAUUACGCGGCGAGCGGCGGCGGGAUCACGCUGUCGGGGGGCGAGCCGCUGUUGCAGGCGCGUCGUCGUCGUCGUCGCCCGGCGUUCGCGGCCGAGCUCUGCGAUCUCGUGCGCGCGAGAGGACUGACCGCCGCGAUCGACACCGCGGCGGGGGGCACGAGCGCCGGGUGGGACGUCGUCCUUCCGCGCGUGGACCUCGUCCUUCUGUGCGUCAAGAGCUCCAUCGCGAGUAAGCACGCGCGCAUCACCGGGUCCGCGGACGACCGGCCGUUCAGACAGAUGCUGAGCUUCUUGGCCGCGACGCGAGCGCGGGGGAUCGAGACGUGGAUCCGGUUCGAUCGAGCCGCGUUCUUCCGCGCCAUCGCGACCGACGGCGACGACGAGAUCGCCGGCGUCGCGGCGUUGUGCGACGCGCACGCGAACGUCCAGGGCGUGGAGCUCUUGCCGUACCACAGGUUCGGCGAGUACAAGUGGAAAGAGAUGGGAGUAACGUACCCGAUGCGAGGGGGGCGGACGCCGUCGAGAGAGACGAUCGCGAGCGUGAAGCGGAAGUUCGAGGCGCGCGGCGUGCGCGUCAUCGCGUGA